Trichosurus vulpecula (common brushtail) is the source of this 561-nucleotide messenger RNA. RefSeq names its product cytochrome b-c1 complex subunit 10. The coding region runs from base 96 to 266 and encodes 56 amino acids. Gene Ontology annotation, biological process: mitochondrial electron transport, ubiquinol to cytochrome c. The transcript is spliced from 3 exons. The record is from RefSeq and is a predicted model, not a curated record. Gene Ontology annotation, cellular component: mitochondrial inner membrane. Lineage: Eukaryota; Metazoa; Chordata; Mammalia; Diprotodontia; Phalangeridae.
CGCCUGCGCAGUGCGUCCUGUCGCUGAGGACCGGGGUGACCCUGAGGCGGACCAGCUAACUGGGUGACGAGGGGGCCGAGUCGAGCCGGGCAGUGAUGCUGAGCAAGUUCCUGGGGCCGCGCUACAGGGAGCUGGUGAAGUACUGGCUUCCCACGGCAGGCACAUGGGGCGCUGUUGGUGCUGUGGGGCUAGUGUGGGCCACUGACUGGCGUCUGAUUCUGGAUUGGGUGCCAUACAUCAAUGGCAAAUUUAAGAAGGACAGUUAAGCUAUCUUUUUGUUCUUAUGGUCUAGGGAUGGAGGAGUUUUUGGGGACUGCUCUUCUAGGGGAUCCUGAUCAGACACACAAUAUGAAGUGCUCAGAGUGGACUCCAAGGACCUCAUUGUCUCUCAAUGACCACCUUUGAUGUAUCACUUGUAUAGGGAUAAUUAAACCUCCCUCUGAAACACGCUGGCUGCUUAGGUGUUGAGCACAGGAAUACCUAUCACAACAGAUUGACUUAUACCGGAUUCACAAUGACAUUUGGAAUUAAAAAAACCGCCAAGGUCAAGUUUGAAACCUU